AUGGAGGACAGCGAAACGGAGGAGGAAGGCGACAUCGAGGACUGCUCGAGUGACGGUGAUGAUGACGAUGAUGAAGACUCAUCGACGACUGAUCAGGAGAGCGACGCAACGUCAACGCGAGAGUUCAGUCCCUGCGAGGACGAGCGCCAGUGUAAGAUGGGCUGGGAGAAGCGACGAAAGCACGGCGCAGUCGUGGAGAGCGGCUACCAGAGCGACGACGGGGGCAACGCCGACGACGGCCGGCGGGAAGAGGAAGAGGACAGCGACGUGGACUACUCUUCGGCGUCAUCGAGCGACGACGCCAGCUGGGAGGACGACAGCGACAGAGAAGCCAGCGAGCAGGGAGAGCAGGUCGGAAGCGAAGAGGAAGAGGACUCAACGGAAAGCGACAGCGAAAGCGAAAGUGAAAACGAAAGCGAGGAUGACGAAGGCGGACAGAGCAGACCCGGGUGUACAAAGGAGAAGGAGAAGGGGAAGGAGAAGGAAGACAGCAAGGGCCGCUUCUACAACUUCUACAGGAACAGUCUCUUCCGCGAACAGCAGCGGCUCAGCAGCGGCCUGAUCUCUCCCCGCAAGGGACUCAUGUUAGUUUCUUCCGUUCACUCGCACUGGUCCGAUGGUUUCCUGUUCCUGACUCGACGACUCUGGUCCAAUCACAGGGACAGGCGGGCGUGGACGGCCGAAAUGGUUCUUCACCGCAACUCCAUGCUCGUGCAGGCGGCUCCAGAGUGGUGGAAGCUCCAGCAGGCCUCUGACUACGAGCUUUUCAAUGAGUUCCGGAGCUUCAAAACGAUAGUGCAAACGCCACGGGGCGGCUACAAAGCGGAGGACUCCCCGAGGCAUCAACGACGACCACUUCUGCCCGUGCCGCCGGUCAACCUUGGUGGUGUCGGGAGGCGGGAACCGGCCGAGAGCGAGCCGGUCGGCGAACUCACCCCCCGAAGGGAGGGCGACUGGGUCAGCCCCGACAGCGGCAGGGAAACCACCACCGUCACGGCGGCGGCCGAUUCGGGGUUCAUCGACGACGCAGCGCAGCUCCGCCUGCCGCCCAAUGGUGGAAUCGUGGGCGCCGCCAUCUGCGCCGCGGCCGCGGUGGCGGGUGCCAGCCAGCGGUCCGAUGCGACCGACGCUCCCUACCCCGGCGCACCACUCCACGACUCGUUUGCAUUCAAGUCGCUCCUGCAGAAGGAGGGUCAGCGCAAGGAGCGAACAGAUCGGGACAUGGGCGAAGCUCCAUCGCUGCUGGCCGACGACUGGAAGCGAGGCCUCAAGGUGGUCCUCAAAGAGGGCAAGGAGGCCAUUAUCGGCGGUGAGGUCGAUCGACUCAUGUCGCACCUCGCCGACUGCGAGGUCCAAGACCGACAGUUCGUGGACGACUUCUUGUGUUCGUACCGCUCCUUCGCCCAGCCGCAAGAGCUGCUCGAUUUCCUGAUCGACCGCUACAACUUGCCACCGCCGUCGGUGGCCAAGGACAUGGAGCUGUCCAUCUCGCAAUCGGCGGCCGAGGUCUCUACGUCGAUGUCAUCGGGUUCUUCGUCGUCGCACCUCCUCUACGACAAGUACCUGCCGCUCCUGCAGCUGCGCGUGCUCAACGUCAUGCGCAAGUGGCUGGCCAACCACUUCUACGACUUCGAGGACGACCCGCGCUUGCUGGCCCGCAUGCUGAACUUCGUGGAGAACACCCUGCGCGUGCAUCAGCCCAACGAGCAGCACUACGAGGCCAUCAAGUCUCUCGUGCUUGAGCAGGCGCGCGAGGUGUUGGUAGACAAGAACUCACCGCUUUCGGAGAUCCUGGUGGUCAUGGAACGCGAGGACAUGGGCGUCGCCACUCAGAUCUUCCACAAGAAGGGCAAGAAAUACGUUCGUUCUUUCAACGGCAUGGAUUUCGUGGAUUGGUGUCGCGACAAGCUGGGGAUGGACUCGACGGCGGAGGCGAUCGCGCUGGGCAACAAAAUGAUUCAACAGAACAUCAUCCGCUCGCUCGAGAAGCGGGAUCGCCGAUCGGUCUUCAAGGUCGCCAGUGACCUCUUCUACCGCUUCUCUCGCGGGGGCCGGUUGGCGUCCAAUCCGCCCAUUCCGCGCAUUCCCAACCGUAUCCCGACGGCGGACAAGCUGGAGAUGAUGGACAUCGACGCCAUCGAACUCGCGCGGCAGUUCACGCUCUACUCCGAGUCCCUCUACCGGCAAAUAACUCCGACUCGACUUGUGGGCUACAUGCACGCGCACAGGAAGAUGGCCAUCACCUCUUCCUUCCUCGGCAUCUUCAACUUUCUCAAUCGCUGGGACGAGGUUGCCAAGUGGGCCACCCGCGAGGUGCUCAGCUACCGCGCGCUACCUCAGCGCGUGGCUGCCCUGCGCAAGCUCGUCAACUUGGCCAAGGCCUGCUUCGGGUACAACAACUUUUUCGACAUGUCGGCCAUCCUGUGCGGACUCAACCACAGUUCCAUCAACCGCUUGAAGAAGACAUGGAAGUUGGUGAACAAGAAGGAGAAGAAGGUGUUCGAUGAGCUCAGCAGCCUCAUUUCGCCCGACAAUUCGUACAAGCUGCUGCGGGAGAUGCAGCGGGAGGCGUGGACCGAGAACUUCAACAAGGCCGAGCGCUACACGGUGGCGCUCAGUCGGGAGAACGACGCGGCGGGCGGCGGCGGCGACAAGCGGAAGAGUGGGUCGGACGACGAGGUCUACGGCCUCAUUCCCUACAUCGCCAUCUACAUCAUCGACCUCGAACACCUCUCGCAGGUGCCCGAGGUCAUCGCCAACGGCAUGGUCAACUUCGCCAAGAAGAAGAUCGAGGCGUCUAUCUUUUCGGAGAUGAUCAAGUUCCGGGAGCACAAGUACAACUUUGUGCCGAUCGAGCCCUACCGCGAGUGGGUCGAGGACAUCCCCGUGCGCGGCUUCGGCAUCUUCUCCUCGGCCGAGUCGACGCCCGACCACCAAGAAGCCUCCGCGGCGGCGGGCAAGCAGAAGAAGAAGCACAACAAGACCGGAAGCGGCGACAACAGCAAAGCUUCGAAGAGCAAGAGCGAGAUUGUGGGCAGGCACAAAGAGAAGGUGGCGCCCGAUGACGACAACGAGGUCAAUGCAGAGCGCGACGACCCGUGCAAGGCGCCCGAGAGCAGUGCUGCCGGCUUCACGCGCAGCGAUGCCGCGCAGGUCGAGGAGUGGGAGGGCGAGGGCUCCCGACGGGAUAAGCGGGAGUGGGUGCAGCAGCGCGUGGUCCCCUACAACGACAAGCUCCUCUGGGAGGUCUCCCUCCUCAUUGAACCCCGCCCCUCGUAG
This is a messenger RNA of Acanthamoeba castellanii str. Neff, 3279 nucleotides long. Its product is annotated as RasGEF domain containing protein. The transcript is spliced from 14 exons. The coding region runs from base 1 to 3279 and encodes 1092 amino acids. Lineage: Eukaryota; Discosea; Longamoebia; Acanthamoebidae. Gene Ontology annotation, molecular function: guanyl-nucleotide exchange factor activity. Gene Ontology annotation, cellular component: plasma membrane. Gene Ontology annotation, biological process: positive regulation of GTPase activity; Ras protein signal transduction. The record is from RefSeq and is a predicted model, not a curated record.